Molecule: messenger RNA, 1446 nt
Organism: Guillardia theta CCMP2712
Lineage: Eukaryota; Cryptophyceae; Pyrenomonadales; Geminigeraceae
Exons: 1
Coding region: 1-1446 (481 amino acids)
Source: RefSeq, a predicted model, not a curated record
AUGUCGGUUUCGACCGAGAAGCGUUGCUGCGCGAGGUGUGGGACGGAGAAGACGAUCCAGGACGAGCUCGACCGGAUGAAGGAGUAUGUCAACGUUGGCGAACGCAGAGGGACAUUUGAGAGAAAGGAGUUGAAGAGCGCAAAGAAGAGAAGGAAGGGUGGUGGAGAGGGCGGGGCGGAGGAGGGGAAAAGGCGGAGGAUUGAUGCUUUGGUGACGGAGGGGUCUGCCGUGGUGCCGAAGAGACAGGCGGGGUCAAGGGAUAGCGGGAUGCCCUUGGUUCUGAGGUCCCUGCCUCCAGUGGGGUUGUUGACGAGGGAUGAGCUGGCGUCGUUCUUCAAGAUCCCGCGGGGUCCUGUGGGUUCAGCUGGUCCAAGGGAUCCGAAGCGACUGGGAAAUGUCGGGGGAGGGCAGGAGGUGAUGAGUCAGGUUUCGUCGGUGUCAUCAAACGCUAGGCAGGGUAUUAGGAGGGGUGGGGAGGGGUUGAACUCGGGGGCGGUUGUGGAGGUGGCGCCCGCUCCAGCGGUGUCGGGCGGUGUUGACAGGGACGUGGGGGCUGGCAGAGUGUCGCCGAGCAGCGAAGUGGGGUUGAGCGGUGUUGACAGGGUGGAAGAGGUUUGGAGAAGGUCAAAUGAUGGGAACGGCGGUGGGAAUGGAGGAAGAACGGAGGGUGCGAUGGAUUCGAGGGACGAGGACAUGUCGAGGUGGCUCGACAACAUGUCUAUCAAGUCGGGCACGAAAUCGUCCGAGAGGGACAGGCGAGAGCUGAAGAGGGUGACCUCAUUGCAGGUCGGGGUGGAGGAGGAUUUCGAGCGGAAGUUCUUUGCCUUCUGGGAUGCUUUCAUGGAGAUGUUGAUGGGAGUGGUGAGGAGCGGCGGCGAGAUGCCACAGCACAGCGAUUGGGAGCAGUAUGCGGAGGCGUACCGCGAGAGCCUUGGCGACCUGUCUGACAGGCUGGAUGGCCUUGAGCGCGAGAUCCAAGGGUACGCAGGGCUUCAAGUCCUGUACAGGCUGGACGGUCUGAGGAUUGAGGAGCGGACGAGGGCCUUUGUGAACAGCCAGGUGUACCAGGACACGGGCAGGGCGCUCAGGGCGUUCUUUGGGGAGUGCCUUGGGAUGCUGACGGGGUUCUGGGGGCCGGACGUGCUGAGGUUCGUGAAGAAGGUGCUGGUGCAGCUGAGUCUGCAGUACGUGCUCAUGAAGCACAUGAGGGGGUGGAGGAGGGGGGCGGACCUUGUCCGGUACCGGUCGAGCAUGUACCUGAGGGCGAGGUACAACCUGAUGGGUUUGGAGCUGCUCUUUGAGUCGAAGGUUUUCCGGGUUCUGUUUCCGGAGGUGAGCGUGGGCCAGCGUGUGAUCGAGCAGGCCGAGUUCCAGAGGCAACACGCGAGGGUCCAGCAGUCGUUGGAGGUCGUGAAGAAGAUGUAUGGCAAAGUGUUUACGGGGUAG